AUGUGCUCAGACCUCUUGUCCAAGGAUGACUGCCUUGACGUUGCUGAAUGCUUGUGGUACGAAUCUGAUGAAUCCGAUGAGCCCAGUGAAUGUGGCAGUGAUUUCAUCGCCGACAUUGCCGACUGCCUUGAGCCUCAAUAUGUGGCCUUCAUCCGAGUGGCGCUGUGCUCGUCGCUGCCUGGAAAGUCAAGAUGCCUUGCCUUGCCAGGAUGCCAGUGGAACGAAACAGAUGCACUGUGUCAGGAGGAUCCAGAAGCACUGGCUGCGGUGUUCGGGCUCGCGUUUUUCUCCGCCUUGACGCAGGAGAGUCAAACGUGCGAGCAAGUCUCUCCGUGCGUGCCUCCUUGCGAAGAAGGGGACUCAGGAGAUUGCGAACCCGGCCUCACCCUUGACUCUUCAAGCUGGAUUUCGCCAAAUGCUACAUCCACGUUGUGUCAGCUUAUGGAAAUGAGCUUCAAAUGUGACGCCAUGCCCGCGGAUUCCACAUGCAAGGGUGCUUGCGAGAUUGACGGAGAAGGAGAAUGUGCUCUGCCAGAGAAGGAGGCCGUCAAAUUUCUAUUUGGGUCAUCGAAGGACUUGAAGAAAAAGUGGCUGAAAGCCUCCAAGGCUUGUUCCGCUAUCGAAGGCCCAGAUGAAUGCCGCUCCUUCACAGGUGGCAAGUAA
This is a messenger RNA of Ostreobium quekettii, 663 nucleotides long. Lineage: Eukaryota; Viridiplantae; Chlorophyta; Ulvophyceae; Bryopsidales; Ostreobiaceae. The record is from the annotation of a GenBank genome assembly.